Pimephales promelas (fathead minnow) is the source of this 7436-nucleotide messenger RNA. RefSeq names its product protocadherin 1a (gene pcdh1a). NCBI's taxonomy places the organism in Eukaryota, Metazoa, Chordata, Actinopteri, Cypriniformes, Leuciscidae. Gene Ontology annotation, molecular function: calcium ion binding. Gene Ontology annotation, cellular component: plasma membrane. The record is from RefSeq and is a predicted model, not a curated record. Gene Ontology annotation, biological process: homophilic cell-cell adhesion.
UGAGAAAUCUCUCCACUCACUCUCUCACAUGCAUAGAAAUGCAGGAUUAACCCUGUGCGGAGAAGAACCUUGUGCCAAAACUACGUUGAUAGUCUACUUCUGAGGAAAGCGAAGGGGGGAAACCUGAAUCCAUACGUUCUUCCAUGUACAUUUCUACAUUAUUUUCGUCAGAUUAUGGUAUCAUUCCGUAAAGAAUAACGAGGAGCACUAUCAAAUUUUGUGAGAAGCUGCACUCACCUAAAACGAGUGUUUGAGGAUUUAUGGACUGAAACGGGGGAAGCUGCUCGAACCGUUUCUGUGUUGAGAAACAACAGCAAAGACAUUUGAACAGCCAUCAUUUUUAGUUCAUCAACACUUAAAUGAGUGCCGACGUUAUCAAACUGACGCGGAGUCGUGGGAAUGGCGUGGAAAAUAGCGCGGCUACUUAUGGAUUGUUUUCCAACGAAAGGAUUUGAUGUUUUCUUGAUGUGUGGAUUCUUUAAAUCAGGUGUUUGGUCCGUGUAAUCUCGAAGGAAACAUCUGUAGUUGAUCCUCAGACGAGAAGCCUCUGUCUUGGCAGGAAAAAAAAAAGUGAUCGACGAAGACUGAGGUGUUACCUCUCCGAGGGCCCAAUGGAUCUCCCUGUGGUGUUGUUUCUGCUGUGGGGACUGUCACUGGACUUGCUGAGUGGUGCGGUGGGUGGCAUUCUAUACCGCAUACAUGAGGAACAGCCUCCGAGCACACUGAUUGGCAGUCUGGCAGCUGACCAGGGGCUACCAGACACUGGACACCUGUACAAACUGGAGGUGGGCACUCCCUAUCUGCGGGUGGAUGGAAAAACCGGAGAUAUCUUUACCACUGAGAUCCCCAUAGACAGAGAGACACUGAAGGAUUGUCGUAAUAAAGGCAAGCCCUGCUUUCUGGAGUUUGAGGUGUCCGUCACAGACCUUAUUCAAAAUCAGAGUCCACGGCUGAUAGAGGGAAGGAUUGAAGUGCAGGAUAUCAAUGAUAACACACCACAAUUCCCCUCACCUGUCCUUACCCUAUCAGUUCCAGAGAACACCCACAUGGGGUCACUCUUUUCAAUUCCACUGGCCACUGACAAAGAUACAGAGAGGAAUGGAGUAGCUGACUACACCUUAACGGCAGGACCAGAGGCAGUAACACUCUUUGGUCUGCAAGUUGCAGAGGACCGAGGUGAAAAAUUGCCUCAACUCAUUGUGUUGGGAAGUCUUGAUAGAGAGCUAAAGGACUCCUAUGACCUCACCAUCAAAGCUGUGGAUGGAGGCAAUCCACCUCGCUACAGCAGUGCCUUGCUGAGGGUUGUCAUUGCUGAUGCCAACGACAAUGCACCCACAUUUGAAAAAUCCUCCUACGAAGCAGAGGUUGCAGAGAACAGCCCGAUCGGUCACUCCGUGUUACAGGUGAGGGCUAAUGAUUCAGACAUGGGUCCUAAUGGCGAGAUUGAAUACACAUUACAUCAGGCAAUUGAUCCUGUGCCAAAACUGCUCCGGAUAGACCGCUCAUCAGGCAUCAUAUAUGUCAAAGGCCCGUUGGAUCGUGAGGAGAUCAACAAUUUGAAAUUUUACGUUGUUGCACGAGACAAAGGUCCCUCACCCAAAAGUUCUAAAACGUAUGUUUCUAUUGAUGUGAUGGACCAGAAUGACAAUGCACCAGCAGUGGAGAUUCGAGGCAUUGGUCUUGUGACCCAUAGUGAUGGAGUGGCAAACAUUUCAGAGGAUAUGCCAGUUGGUACAGCAGUGGCAUUGGUACAGGUUUCAGACAAGGAUGAGGGAGAGAAUGCCGUGGUGACCUGUGUGGUUGCAGGUGAUGUUCCUUUCCAGCUUCGGCCAGCCAGUGAUUCAUCAGUUGACAACAAGAGGAAGUACUUUCUGCAGACCACAACACCCCUGGACUAUGAAAGAGUUAAGGACUACCGGGUGGAGAUAGUGGCAGUGGAUUCAGGCAAUCCAGCUCUGUCUAGCACUAACUCGCUGAAAGUCCAAGUCACUGACACAAAUGACAAUUCCCCAAUUUUCUCACCAGCCCUGUUUGAAGUUGAGUUUGCUGAGGAGAACCAACCAGGAGAAAAGGUGGUAGAUGUAGUUGCCUCUGAUGCAGACAGUGGCACUAAUGCAGAGCUUGUGUACAGCAUUAUUGCGGACUCUUCAACAAGGGGGCUUUUUGAGAUUGACCCCAGCUCAGGCGAAGUACGUGCUCGAAGCCCUCUUGAUCGCGAGCACAAGGAGCGCUAUGAGUUCCGUGUUACUGCAGCUGAUAAAGGGGUUCCGAAUCACAGGGGUACUGCCACAGUUGUAAUCAAAGUACUUGAUCGGAAUGACAACGAUCCUAAGUUCAUGCUGAGUGGCUACAGCUUCUCAGUCUUGGAGAACAUGCCACCUCUUAGCCCUGUUGGUAUGGUAACAGUACAGGACAUGGACGAGGGAGAGAAUGCUCAAGUGCAACUUUCUGUGGAACCGGAUGUGGGCAAAUUUGUGAUCCAGAAUGGUACUGGCACUAUUCUGUCCAGUAUUUCAUUUGACAGAGAGAAAGAAAGCAGUUACACAUUCCGGUUGAAAGCUGUAGAUGGAGGGGAUCCACCCAGGUCAUCAUACGUUGGAGUGACCAUCAAUGUUCUCGAUGAGAAUGAUAACGCACCGGUUGUCACUAAGCCAUCCAACUCAUCCUUUAUGCGUCUUUCUCCCAUGGCUGCUCCAGACAGUGUUGUAGAAGUGGUGGAAGCAGAGGACAUUGAUUCUGGUUCCAAUGCUGAGCUAGUAUACAGCAUUGCUGGGGGAAAUCCACAUGACCUUUUUUACAUCUCUCCAUCUAAUGGUGAGAUCACACUAACAAAGGAACUAACUCGGAAACAUAGUGGUCUACAUCGACUGGUGGUAAAAGUGAGCGACAGAGGCAAACCAUCCCGCCAUGCUAUUGCCUUGGUACACAUUUACGUAAAUGAAACCAUUGCUAAUGUAAGUCAUGUGGAGGCACUUGUGGGGCAUAGCUUGUACACCCCACUGGACAUGGACAUUGCAGGUGACCCAGAUUAUGGUUUGGCUGCCCAGAGAAGCAACAUUGUAUAUGGCAGUUUAGCAGGAGUGGCGGGAGUUGUCACUGUGAUUGUUGUGGUGGUCUUCAUCAGGCAUCGGCUCCAAAGAGAAGCAAAGAGUGGUUAUCAGGCUGGCAAGAAGGAGACCAAAGAUUUGUAUGCCCCCAAGCAAGGGCCAAAAAGUGGCAAGGGGAGAAAGGGUAAAAAAGGUAAGCCACCAAAGUCACCUAAACCUCUUGGAGAGGAUGAGGAAGUCAGCCUUCAGAAGAGUCUGAAAUUUAACCUUGAUGGGGUCAAUGACAGCCCCAGGAUCCAUUUGCCUCUGACAUAUCCACCUGGAAGCCCUGACCUAGGCAGGCACUACCGUUCCAAUUCCCCAUUGCCAUCCAUCCAGCUCCAGGCCCAGUCCCCAUCUGCCUCCCAAAAGCAUCAGGUUGUCCAGGAGCUCCCUGCUGCCAACACCUUUGUGGGGACAGGUGGUGAUGACAACUCCACCGGCUCAGACCAGUACUCGGAUUACAGCUACAAGACCAAUCCACCAAAAUACAGCACAAAAACGCUCCCCCAUCGCAGAGUGACGUUCUCCACAGCCAAUCCCGUGCAAGAUCAGCACGACUCCUCUCAGCAAAGUUACUAUGACAGUGGCUUGGAGGAGUCCGAGACCCCCAGCAGCAAGAGUUCUUCAGGACCCCGUAUCGGCCCCCUCGCCCUGCCUGAGGACCACUAUGAACGGACCACCCCUGAUGGCAGCAUCGGAGAGAUGGAACACCCGGAAACUGAUAUUCGCUCAUUGCCUGACGUUGCCAUGACGGGAAACUGCAGCCAGGAGUGCAGCGAGCUCGGUCACUCAGAUGCCUGUUGGAUGCCCGGUCAGCCUUCGCCCGUCCGCAAGACACGCAACCCCCCUAAACUGUCCACGUUUGUGCCUUAUCAGGAGAGGGGGAGCUUGGGACGCCUGGCCAAUGGGAGCGUGAGGUUGGGAGGAGAGGAGAACAGGCCACGCCUCCCACCUUCCCGUAGUGCCUACUCCAGUAGUGACCACACCCCCAGUGACCACGCCCCACUAGAGGAGGUGCCUCUGAGGGUGACAUCAGAGUUCCCGCCCACCAGCCCCCCCUCCAAUCACGCCUCGAAAAGAGAGAUAUACCUGUGAGAUAACCACACCCACCAUCUGUGAUUGACACACAUCAGAAGUUACAGAGACACGGUUGCGAAAAGAGAACAUCGGAUCUGCGACAGGAUAUCAAUUGAAUAGUGGAAAAAUACGCUAUUGUCAUCAGAGUAGAUUUAUUUAUUUUAUUUAUUUAUUCAUUCACGCAUCUAUUUAUUAUCAUUUUUAACACGUUAUUUCUUUUGUAACUAUUUGUACCGUUUUUUUGUUUUUUUGUUUUUUUGCAUACCAUUAAAAACAACCGAUAAAUACUUUUACGUGACUAACCGACGUUUAGCUUCGCUAGCCUACAGAAUGUUCAUGGGUUCUUUUACUAGAUUACCAAGUGCUGUAGUGGGCAGGAGAUACUGCUGUAAAAGGAUCCUGAGCCACAUAGAGUGUCUAACACUCUUUACUUGAUCCUGUCCUCAGAGGAGAGCAGUCUUUAUACAUGUAAAACGCUGUAAAUACAUUUGUAUGGUGUAUAUAUGAAUAUUACUAUCCGGCUUGAGUUGAAAAAUAAUACAAAUAAAUAAAAUAAAAUAAAAAAAAGGUCAAAAGUUACAUCUAAAUCAGCCUGAACACCUGAAAUGUGUGUUAUACUGCUGCUUUUGAGGGUCUGAACGUCUGCAAUGGCCAGUUGUUGGAUCGGAGCGUGCCCCGUCUAGGACCCAGAUCCUCACCUGCGGUGCUGUGUGUCCAUGUGCACACUGAAACCGGUGUAUAGUCUGUGUGCAAGUGUGCGUUUGGCGAGGGAGGGCGGUGGGUUUAACAGCGAUUAACUCGCUAUGACAGACCUUAGCAUAUGCCGGUGUGUGCGUUUGUGCGUCAGGGGACCUACUGUCACGAAAAGUAACACAUGUGGCUUCUGGCACAUUAACACGCUAUUCAACAGAAGAGAAUCCGCGUGCCGUGCAUACUUUUGUGUCAUGUGGCAGAACUUGUGUUUUUUUGGCACUGUGAAUCUCCCCUGAACUCCCACGGUGUACCGCAAGCGUUGCCUGGCACUCGCGGAGACGCCUACGGCUCACACAGCACAGCCUCAGUGAGGAGGAGACCACCUGCCUCCCCUCAAAUUAUCAGUAUCGUUCCGUUAACUCGAUGGUAUGUGAAAUCCACAGACGCGCCUCAUCUCCAUCAAAUUGCAUAUUCACAGUCCUUGGUUUACAUAGAUUUUAAACCUUUUUGUCCUAUUUAGACUUUGUUUGAUGAACAAAUGUAAUAAUGCCUUAAAACAGUUGUAUAUAACAAUCACAAUGGACAAAUUAGACUGAUAAUCCUGUCUUGUCUUUCGCAUGUCAAUUGUGCAUGUUUUUUUUUUUCCACAAUCAAAAAAGAAAAGAAAAAAAAUAUACAAAUGUUACAAACGAUCAUAUCACCAUAUUUUCUGCCACUUUUGUUUUGUUUUGUUUUUUGUCCUCCAUCAUUAGGGUAUUUCUUCGGGUUGGUUUUUCUUUGACACUGUGCUGACUAUCUAACCUGCUCUAAAGCUGUGUCUCCCUCCAUGUUUGAGAGAAUCUCUGGGGGACCAUUUUGACAAUGACUAUCUAUUGUGCUCAAGGACCAUAUAUCUGAUGGACAUUAUCAUUACUACUGCAGCGCCUCAACUUCACUGCUUUUUCCUCACCUGCUGCCGCACAGUACCCGCCCAGAUCCCGGUGCUUGGGCGAGCGUGUGUGUGUCUGCCCGGGAGAGUUGAAGAGGUGUUCUGCAAUGGGCAUUUCCUUAAUUAGGGUGAGUAAUGAGUGUAGUGUAGUUGGCAUAUGCGAAUACUCCAGCCCCCCAAAAGGAAGCACAGAUCACGGAAAAGAUCCCAGUUCAAAAGCUUCAAUUGUUUAAGCGAGUCGCAUUUUUUCACUGCACUUACCUCAUCGCGAAUGCCUUCAGCGCCUCUCGACGAAUAAUUAAGGCUGAAACGUAUGGAAAUUACUGGACGUAGCCAUGAUUAAAUAAGGGGAAUGAUUAUCCCGCCCUAAGGAAAGAAAGCACAUUAUGCUGUUUUCGAAGCCAUUUAGUGACUCUGAUAGGGGUGGGGGGGAAAAAAAAAAAUCCAACGAGAGUCAUGAUCUAGUGUAAUUAGCCCAGCUUCGCUUUCCCUCCUCUCCACUGCAAACCACACUCUGCCCAGGCGAACGUGUGAGAUCGCUGACCUGGACUUAACACGGCUAAAAGAUAGAGAUGACCACAAAACUCUGCCACCACUUAAAGGCUUUCAUCUAUUCAAACUCUGAGUGAAGCAGGCUUUGACCUUCCUCCACUCGGAUGCCAGACUGAGUCAGAUAGUCUGAAUUGCAGGUUUCGACUCUGGCUUUUUUUCUUUAUUCCUAGUAAUUCUAAGGCUAGUCUCCUAGAAUCCUUCCAGGCCAGAAUGCCGGAGGACGGACGGAGGAAUGUCCACUUCUCGUGGUUGUUUUUUAAACUGGUGUUUAGAUUUGUGCUCUUUCGCUGUUAGAUGUCUGGAUGUGACGAGACGACCGUAACGAACGAGGGAGUCUUUUCUUCAUCCUUAGAGCGAGACUUUUCUUCAUAGAAUAACGAAAACUGGUGUUUGUGGUAAACAUCUCGUAGAAAGCGUUCUGUACAUAGCUCUCCACAUCCUCUCUCCCCCGUGCGUGGUGUCGAGCAGGCGACGAGCUGAGCAUGAAUUCCAAAGAUAAUUGGUAGAAACCGUUUACUGUUCUUGCUGAAAUGUUAGUGCCGGUUCAAAAGAGAACAAAAGCGACGUUCACUGCACAAAACUCAUCUUCACCGUUCACCCCAAACUGAAGACAGCUGCCUUGAAAGUAUGUCUUUUGCAGGAGUUCAAAACUUGUUAUCCUUAACUGUUGGUUAUAUUUAUAUAGGAAUACAAAUGCUUGUGAUGAUCUGUUUUUGUACAGUUUUAUGUACAUGCAAGUGAAGCUUUUUAAAUCUUACAACAAAAGCCGAUGGCAUAUAAAAAUCGUAAAGUGUUUAUUGAGAUGUGCACAUCUUGCCUUGGAUGGAUCGAUCUUUUUUGCCGAGUCAGUGUGAAUGUGGCCCGUCUUAUGCCUGCACCGUAGUCAUUCACUGGCUCCUGUCACCGAGGGCUUUAUCAGAUUUUAUGUUUAUCGUGAACAGUGGAUUGUCCGAUCCGACUUGUUUGUUUGAUUCCCAUGUGUUUCGUUUCGUUCCGUUUCCGCAUGUUGAAAACAAACCCCUUGUAAUAAGUCCUUGCAAAGUUUGUAAUAAAAUGAGUGAAGAAAAAAAAACAAAGAAAUACAUUUGCUUGGUGAG